Helobdella robusta is the source of this 4297-nucleotide messenger RNA. RefSeq lists its product as hypothetical. Gene Ontology annotation, cellular component: actin cytoskeleton; nucleus; cytoplasm. The coding region runs from base 1 to 3768 and encodes 1255 amino acids. Lineage: Eukaryota; Metazoa; Annelida; Clitellata; Rhynchobdellida; Glossiphoniidae. The record is from RefSeq and is a predicted model, not a curated record. Gene Ontology annotation, biological process: myofibril assembly; actin polymerization or depolymerization; actin filament severing. The transcript has 34 exons. Gene Ontology annotation, molecular function: actin filament binding; phosphatidylinositol-4,5-bisphosphate binding.
AUGGCCGACACUGGAGUUCUGCCUUUCGUUCGCGGAAUCGACUUCACUAAAAAUGAUUUCAAUAAUGACAGAUUUCCUUACCAUGUCACUGAAAUGGUGGGUCUGCGCUGGUUGAGAUUGAACAGGACACAACUGGAUGUUGUUCCUUACGAACUUCAAAAUCUCAAAAAACUUGAAUCAUUAUCACUGAACAGAAAUAACCUACGGGACAUCCACACGGAUAUAUGCAACUUGCCAAAUCUAAGGAUCCUGUACUGCCGACACAACAAGUUGAAGAAUGACGGAGUGCCCCAGGAUCUAUUCAACCUUGAGGAUUUAUCUGUCAUUGAUCUCGGUCACAAUCAGUUGAAAGAGAUACCGGCCGGACUCGAGAAUGCCAAAAAUCUUCUCGUCCUAAAUUUAAAUCACAACAAUAUCGAGAGUAUUCCAAAUCCGUUGUUCAUCAACCUGACUGAUCUAAUCUACCUUGAUCUUGGAAAUAAUAAAUUAGACACUCUCCCGCCACAAAUGAGACGUCUGGUAAACUUGAAAUGCCUCAUCCUGAACAACAACCCCCUCACACACGCCAACCUGAGGCAGCUACCUUCGUUGUCAACACUCGAGCUUCUCCAUAUGAGCAACACUGCUCGCACCAUCAACAACUUCCCCGCCAGCUUUGAAUCUCUUUCUAAUCUUGCCGAUUUGGACUUGUCAUUCAACGGCUUUCCAUCUGUCCCUGAAUCCAUUUAUAGGAUUAGAACUCUGGUUCGUCUGAAUAUCAGUGAUAAUGAAAUCACUGAUCUAUCUACUAUGAUUGAAUUCUGGAGCCAGCUUGAGUACUUGAACGUCUCACGCAACAAACUUUCUGAGCUACCCGCUUCUCUCUGCAAGCUUUCCAACCUCCGGAAGUUGUACGCCAACAGCAACAACAUCGACUUCAACGGCAUUCCCGCUGGCAUUGGCAAGUUGCAUAGCCUGGAAAUUUUCAGUGCUGCCAAUAAUAACCUGGAGAUGAUUCCGGAAGGUGUUUGUAGAUGUGGCAGACUGAAAAAACUUAUCCUAACCGGAAACAAACUGAUAACACUUCCAGACGCCAUCCACUUCCUCACUGACCUUGAACUUCUCGACGUCAAUGACAACCCGAAUCUCGUUUUCCCGCCAAAACCCCCUGAACUCAUUAAAGGGUCGGGAAUUGAGUACUACAACAUCGAUUUCUCGUUGAGUCAUCAACUCCAGCUGGCUGGGGCCGCACCCCCUCCCACCACUGAAGAAACUCCAAGUCUGAUUUUUUUUUCUUGGAAGAGAGAUGUGCACGCUCGGAUGAAGAGGUUGAGGAAAAGAAGAGAUACUGAUGAGACAGAUGAGAGUGCUAAAGUCCUUAAGGGCAUGCAAGAUGUGGCAAAGGACAAAGGUCGUAUUGAUCCUGGUGGGGCUGCCAAUGGCGAACCAAUCAAGGGGAAAAAGUGGGAUGAGAAUCUUGAGAGGCCCAACCUGAACUACUGUGACCUGUUUGAUGAGGAUGUAGGCCAAGUUGAAGGUAUUUCCUGUUGGGAGAUGGACAAUUUCUUACCUAAUUUAUUAUCCGAAGCGCUGCAUGGAAAGUUUUAUGAUGCGGAUUGUUACAUCGUCCUAAAGACAACAAUCGACGAGAAGAGCAACUACCAAUGGUCCAUCUGGUUCUGGAUUGGUCAGAAUGCCUCCCUGGACAAGAAGGCGGCGGCAGCCAUCCACGCAGUUCACCUCCGCAACUUCCUGGGGGCAGAGUGUAGGACGAUAAGAGAGGAACAAGAUGACGAGAGUGACGAAUUCUUGGACCUCUUCGAGAAUGGUCUGCUGUAUAUUGAAGGGGGCAGGACUACCUGUGGGUUCUUCACCGUCGAAGAAACUGUGCACCAGAACAGAUUGUACAAAGUUUCAGAACAGCUGACUCUGACCUUGGAUGCUUGUCCACUUGAAGUACAAACCCUGGACCACCGGCACGUCUUUAUAGUGGAUUGUGGUAAGAUUAUCUAUGUCUGGAUGGGUAGAAAGUCCAAGCUGAUGAUCAGAUCCAAAGCCAGAUUAAUAGCAGAGAAGAUGAACAAGAAUGAAAGAAAAGGUCAGACGGAGGUUGUAGGGGUCAACCAAGGUUUAGAGGAGGCGGAGUUUUGGGAGAUUUUUGGAGGGCCUCCUCUAUCCCCCAUCAUGGAGAGCUCGUACGACGUACAUGCCAUCAUGCCACCCCCCGUUCUCUACAGGGUUGGCCUCGGUAUGGGGUAUCUUGAACUCCCCCAAGGUAUGUAUGUAUGUGUGUUUGAACUUCCACAUGGAAUUCUCGAACAAAGCGUUUUAGACACGAAAGGUGUCUUCAUUCUCGACUGCUACACAGAUGUCUUCAUAUGGAUAGGUAGGAAGUCCUCGAGGUUGGAGAGAGCGGCAGCGUUGAAGUUGUCCCAGGAGAUACAUGCACUCAUUAAGCGACCCUCCUACGCCGGUGUCACCAGGUGUCUCGAAAAAACAGAGCUGCAGACGUUCAAGAGCAAGUUCAAGGGCUGGGAUGACGUCAUACCAGUGGACUACACGAGAACAUCUGAGUCCGUUAUCAGGAGGGGAGCAGACCUCAAGGUGAUAAUGGAGCGAGAUAAAAUAAAGGUCGACUUAUCAGCUCUGUUCAUGUCCAGACAGCCAGCAAUGACCAUCGAGGAAGCUGAUCAGCUGAUGCAGGAGUGGAAUGAUGACCUGGACGGCAUGGAGAGUUUCGUUCUGGAGGGCAAAAAGUUUGUCAGACUGCCUGAAGAGGAGAAAGGUCAGUUCUACACCCAGGAUUGCUACGUCUUCCUCUGCAGGUACUGGGUGCCAGCCGAACCUGCAGGCGAUCCCAAGAAGUCUGCAGCAAAUGGAAAUGAGGAUGACGCGAUAAAUGAGGAGGAAGAGGAGGAUGAGGAGGAGUUGGAGGAUGACUUCAAAUGUGUCGUUUAUUUCUGGCAAGGAAGAGAUGCUGGCAACAUGGGGUGGCUCACUUUUACGUUCAGCCUGCAGAAGAAGUUUGAGGCGCUCUUUGGAGACAAGCUGGAAGUUGUCAGGACUCACCAGCAACAGGAGAACAUAAAACUCCUGUCCCACUUCAAGUACAAGUUCAUGAUACACCAGGGCAAACGCAAGCAAACCCAGCUGGACGAGAACGGUAAGCUGCCCGUCACCAUGUACCACCUGAGAGCCAAUGGUAGCCCGCUCACCCUGAGAUGUAUACAGAUUCCAGCUACUGCUUCCAACUUGAAUUCUGCCUUCUGUUACCUGUUGAAAGUUCCGUUCAACAGUGACGAUCAGCAGGGUAUCGUGUACGUGUGGAUCGGUAAGAGGGCUAGCCAUGAAGACGCCAAGAGUGCGGAGGAUAUGGCUGAAUCUAUUUUUGGGUCGACACACAGCAUCCAAAUCCUGAAUGAAGGAGAGGAACCGGAUAACUUCUUCUGGAUUGGGAUAGGUGGAAGGAAGAAGUACGAAACGGACGCUGAUUACAUGCAAUACGCCCGUCUCUUCAGGUGCUCUAAUGAGAAGGGCUACUUCUCUGUAUCUGAAAAGUGCUCUGAUUUCUGCCAGGAUGAUCUGGCCGAUGAAGAUGUGAUGAUACUGGACAAUGGAGAGCAGGUGUUUCUCUGGGUUGGCAGGAAGACGAGUGACGUGGAAAUCAAGCUGGCCUUCAAAAGUGCUCAGGUGUACAUCCAGCACAUGCGAAACAAGCAGUCUGACCAGCCACGCAAACUUCUCCUGGCUCUUAAGUACAUGGAGAAGCCAAACUUUACCAGAUUAUGAACGACCGUGAAAUGAUUUAAUUUUGAAUAAAAAUUGAUUUACAAAUUGUCUUCUCAUGUCUGCCGUUGCAUUUCGUCUAACAUAAUUGCAUUAGUAAUAGUAUUGCUAACGUCAACAACAUCAAUAAUAAUAAUAAUAGCUAUGGACUGUGCAUCUUUGACCUCACGUUUUCAUCUGUGAGGUCAAAGAUGUGUGACACCUUGUGACCAGGGGUGGAGAAGGGGUAGAAAAUCUUCUUAUUGGUGGCACCCCGUUCUGCCUUGCACUUUUUAACUUUCAACCGUAGGUUAAUAACAACUCUGAUUUGUAUCAGGAAAAGGUUAUCAAGUUUUAUUGUAAAAAGUUCUUUUUCACGUACGUGUUUCUUCACAUUCAAAGCCAUUUUACUACUACAGCUGAGUGAGUUGUCAGUCGUUGAACUCCUGACAUUGAUAGCUCGUACGACACUUUUAAAUGAAAACGAAAUUGACGAUGACAAUUAUAAUCAACAACAACAACAAUAAUAAUAAAGAUAAUAAUAAAGAUAAUA